UGGUAAGAUAAAAUACCUAACUGCGGGAAAGAUUUCAGUAUGUUAUACACUUUGGUCGCGUCAACAGCACUGGUUUAAUAAUUGUCAACACAAAAUCGUGCGCUGAUAAGAGUUCCGACAGGCACGCAACGCGCAAGUGCAAGUUUUUCUUCUAGAAAAUUUAAAAGAGGAAAUCGAAAUGCAACGCGAAUGGAAUCAAUUGGUUGUUCACAAGUACCCACCAAAGAUACUUCAAACCAAACUGCAGUUACCGAUAAAAACUUUAACGAGCCCCGGGCCGACUAAUUGUUCGAAGCGAGUUCUUCAAUCUCUUCAGAAUCAAAUUAUAGGCCACCUUCAUCCGGAAAUUUGUCAGUUGAUGGAUGAGAUUAAGGAAGGUCUACAAUACGUAUUUCAAACUAAUAAUAGACUCACUUUGGCGUUAAGUGCGUCAGGUCAUGGCGGUAUGGAGGCGUGCUUAACAAAUUUACUCGAACCUGGAGAAACUGUGCUCAUUGUCAAGCAUGGAAUUUGGGGUAAAAGAGCGGCUGACAUGGCUACUCGAAUUGGUGCAAAUGUAAAACUGAUAGAAAAAGAACACACUAUUGCUGUUACGUUGAAACAAUUGGAAACAGCUUUGCAAGUGUACAAUCCAGUCGCGGUAUUCAUGGUACAAGCUGAAUCCUCCACUGGUUUAAAACAACCAUUAGAAGGGUUUGGCGAUCUUGUUCACAGAUACAAUGCUCUUCUUAUCGUUGAUACUGUUGCGUCACUGUGCGGAGAACCGUUCUUUAUGGACUCUUGGGGCAUCGAUGCAGCUUACUCAGGCAGUCAAAAAGUUAUCGGCGCCCCUCCAGGAUUAACACCUAUUUCGUUUAGUCCACGAGCUGAGAAGAAAUUGUUUCAAAGGAAGACCAAGCCUAUGUCCUAUUACUUGGAUAUGACCCUUCUCGGAAAUUAUUGGAAGUGUUUUGGGAACGAGAAUCGCCUGUAUCAUCACACCAUAAGCGCUACGCUUAUUUAUGGUCUUCGCGAAGCGUUGGCGGAAAUCGCUGACGAGGGCCUGCAAGCAUCUUGGAUCAGACACGCUGGCGCAGCUGCCAGAUUAAGAAAGGGUCUUGAAUUACGGCGUCUUCGAUCUUAUGUGAAAAUUCCACAGUAUCAAUUAUCUACGGUUAUCUCGAUAGAACUGCCACCUGGCGUCGAUGAUAGGAUCAUUGUACAACGUUGCAUGCAAAAGUACAAAGUGGAAAUCAGCAGAGGUUUAGGACCGACUGAAGGGAAAAUUUUGCGAAUUGGAUUGCUAGGGAUUAAUGCUACGCCUAACAAGGUCGACCUUAUUUUGCGUGCUCUAGAUGAUGCUUUGAGAUACGUGUCACAGUCGAAGCUAUAGAACAUAAUAAAGAAAAGUUGCUAUUA
This is a messenger RNA of Bombus pyrosoma, 1398 nucleotides long. It is a transcript of the gene Agxt, whose product is annotated as alanine--glyoxylate aminotransferase. Gene Ontology annotation, cellular component: peroxisome. Lineage: Eukaryota; Metazoa; Arthropoda; Insecta; Hymenoptera; Apidae. Gene Ontology annotation, molecular function: L-alanine:glyoxylate transaminase activity; L-serine:pyruvate transaminase activity. The record is from RefSeq and is a predicted model, not a curated record. The coding region runs from base 179 to 1372 and encodes 397 amino acids. The transcript has 7 exons.